UGUCAACUGUUGAUCUAUAUAAAUCCAGAGUACUUCGAUUGUGUUAUCAAUCACUUCUACCUUUCUUAGUCUCACAACCAUCUCUUUCUUUCUAAUGGCAAUCAUAGCCAACACAAAAACCAGUUCAUUUCUUGUCUUAAUCUGUUUUUUAACCUUUUCAUUGCAUGCAACAAGAACAGAAGCAUGUCAUAGAACUGAUAGAAAAGCUCUACUUGAUUUCAAGAGUAAGAUCACUCGAGAUUCUUUUAGACUAUUAGAGACGUGGAAUCAAUCCACUGACUGUUGUACCAAAUGGGAAGGUAUUGCUUGUGAUUCCAACGGUCGUGUCGUGAAUCUGUCACGCAAUGGCAUAAGUACCGACGAGGAAAACCCGUUCGACAUAACCAUGGAUGGAAUAAUUUCUCCUUCAUUGGGUAAACUCAAGUAUCUUCGCGUUUUGGACCUCAGGUUCCUCAAAGAUUUAGAAGGAACGAUCCCUUCGGAGCUCGGAAAGUUAUACCACCUUACUUCUCUUUUACUCGAUAUCAACCGACUCAAUGGUUCAAUUCCUGCGUCAUUUCAAAAUCUCCGCAAACUCAAUAGGCUGCUCCUCGGUCAAAAUCUUCUAUCUGGUACGGUUCCCACCAAUAUCUUUCAACACAUGUCUUCUCUAACGGAACUUGACUUGGCCUUAAAUAAGUUGUCCGGGCCAAUUCCAUCGUCAAUUGAUAAACUAGUUUCAUUGAAGAGGCUGGAUUUAUCUUUAAACAAAUUUUCAGGUAGUAUACCAUACACAAUUGGUUUUCUUAAGAACUUAAAUUUUUUAGACAUGUCUAAAAACCAGAUCUCUGGCAUCAUUCCUACGUCUACUGGAGAAUUAUCAAAAUUAACCUUGCUCCAUCUCAAUCAGAAUAAACUUAGUGGAAGCGUUCCAAGUUUUUCAAAGCUAGUUGUUCUUGAGAGUUGUGUUUUAUCAGAUAACAAACUUACCGGUCGUAUACCGGCAUCCAUCAGUAAGAGCACUCCCCUCCGGUUUUUGCAACUUGACAACAACAUGUUAUCAGGAAAAUUACCUGAAAGCCUUGGUAAUCUUACGAAUCUUGUUCGUUUAUCGGCAAAAAAUAACCUUCUUACGGGUAAGAUUCCUGCAAGUUUAAGUAAUCUAAUAAAUCUUCAAUCACUCGAUCUCUCUAGAAAUCGUUUGUCAGGUCCAGUUCCUUCUGAACUCGCUAAGUUAAAUAUAAUGUUAGACACCUUAGAUUUGUCAUUCAACCCAUUGCGUCUAGUGACCGUACCGAGUUGGAUUUCAAAAAUGAAUCUUGAGGCACUACAUUUAGCUGGAACAGGGUUAGUUGAACUCCCGGAGUGGUUAUCUUCAACAAGUUUGUUUACUCUUGAUGUGUCGAGUAACCGGUUAACCGGAAAAUUGCCGGCAUGGAUAGCAAAAAUGAGAAACUUACAUACCCUCAAUGUAUCUAACAACGGUUUCCAUUCAGAUAUACCAAUUGAGCUCAAGAACCUUCAGCGAGGUUUAGGGGUACUUGAUCUUCAUCGGAACAACUUCACAGGGGGAUUAAGCACGAUUUUUGCUGUCUCGGGUCGGUUUCGUUAUACUUUUAUUGAUCUUUCUCACAAUAUGUUUGUGGGUCGUAUUGAUAACAAUAUAGGAAACCUAGAGAGCAUGACUGUUCUUGAGACACUAGGACUAUCUAAUAAUCGUUUAGGAGGAGGUAUACCGAAAUCUCUUGGGAAAUUGAUUUUUCUUAAGACUCUAAAGCUCGAUAAGAAUGAGUUUACGGGGACGAUACCAGCUGAACUGAGCAGUAUCACAUUUAUAACAUCGAUUGUGCUAUCGCAUAAUAAACUUACGGGUAGUAUACCUUCUGGAGUAAUAAACUUGCUGGAUCUCGUAGAGUUUGAUGUGUCCUACAAUAAGUUGACAGGGAAAAUUCCUCCUCAUAAGAAACCAUUUCCUGCUUCUUCUUUCGUAGGCAACUCUGGCCUCUGUGACUCCCCACUUCCUCCUUGUAAAACUGCUUAGUAACCUUCCUCUUUGUUCCUUUCUGAUUGUUAUGUUUGCUUAGUUAAUUAUAAUCUUAAUAAAUUUGUUUUGCUUCAUUUCA
Papaver somniferum (opium poppy) is the source of this 2102-nucleotide messenger RNA. Its product is annotated as LRR receptor-like serine/threonine-protein kinase FLS2. NCBI's taxonomy places the organism in Eukaryota, Viridiplantae, Streptophyta, Magnoliopsida, Ranunculales, Papaveraceae. Gene Ontology annotation, molecular function: protein binding. The coding region runs from base 95 to 2020 and encodes 641 amino acids. The record is from RefSeq and is a predicted model, not a curated record. The transcript has a single exon.